GUGUGCGUUUCCCUGCAUUUACGUGCGCGCUGGUUGCGGUGCUCCGUCCGGUCCUCGUCGAAUCCCGUUCCCGUUCGCUGCAAAGUGCCCCAAACUGUUUCCGUUCCGGUGGAAUCGCUCGCGUGAAACCCCCGGCCGUCGCGUCCGCCCGUGCGUUGCUCCGGAUCGGGCCCGAAAGUGGCCCAAAACUCGAUCCAGACUUGCUGUCGCCGCGCCGCCUUAGAUUGUUCUUUCUCUUGUUGUUUUUUUUUGUGGACGCCGGAAAGAGGUUCGCGUGAAUCUCGGCCGGUGGUGGUGUGCGUGAAAUUGCGUGAUUUUGACGUUUGACGUCACGGCCGCAGAUUGUUGCUGCUGUCUCACUUUGACACUUGGGGUUGAUUCUGCUGCGGGGGGAGUUUUUUUUGUGUGGAGGUUGCGCGAUUGUGUGUGUUUGGUUCUGGCAGAAGCAAAAUCAGCAAACAGCAGCAGCAGCAGCAGCUCAAAAGUGUGAAAUUUUUGUCAGCCGCAGACGCUACCGAAACGGAUUCUGUUGGUUCUUCCCCCGGGGGUGCGAAUAAAGUGCGGUUCCGGAACGCAAUUGUGAGAGUGUCGUGCCAGGAUAACAUAAGAAACCCGACAAUCGGUUCGCAAAAUUAGUGCCCCAGGAAAAAGCUUCGAGAGCAAGUGGACGGUUCCCCAGUGAAGAAAGGAGGGGGGGCAGACGGAAGGCGGAUUCAACCCACGACGAUACAUUCGCCACAUUCUACAGGAGGCCACCAUUUCUCAGCAGCAGCCUUCAAAAGAAAACCAACACACACAUUCACCACCGUCACCGUCGGCUACAGUGACACUGUAACACACCGCUGUUGAGUUUGCACAACCCGCGCGGAAAGGUUCAGAUUUCUUCUUCACGAUGGACACUGACGAUGUGGAGUCCUCGAGUAGUAGCACCAUGUCCUCGCUGAACUCGCUGUUUUCGUUCACGAGCCCGGCCGUCAAGAAGCUGCUCGGCUGGAAGCAGGGCGACGAGGAGGAAAAGUGGGCCGAAAAGGCGGUCGAUAGUUUGGUGAAGAAGCUGAAGAAGCGAAAGGGCGCGAUCGAGGAGUUGGAGCGGGCGCUGUCCAGCCCGGGGACGCCCUCGAAGUGUGUGACAAUUCCGCGCUCGCUGGACGGGAGGUUGCAGGUGUCGCACCGUAAAGGUCUUCCGCAUGUCAUCUACUGCCGAGUGUGGCGUUGGCCGGAUCUGCAGAGUCACCACGAGCUGAAGCCGAUCGAGACGUGUCAGUAUCCGUUUAGCGCCAAGCAAAAGGAGGUAUGCAUCAAUCCGUAUCACUACAAGCGCGUGGAGAGUCCGGUGUUGCCGCCGGUUCUGGUGCCGCGCCACUCGGAGUUUGCGCCGGGUCACUCGCUGUUGCCAUUCCACCAGAUGAAUGAACCGAACAUGCCACACAACGUGAGCUAUACGAACGCCGGCUUCAACAGCAUGAGCAGUGGAGGUGGUGGAGGCGGUGGCAACGGCGGUGGAGGAGGUCCAAACUCGCCCAUAUCGUCGCACAUGGGACCGAACAGUCCGAUUUCUUCGGUGUCCAGUCCGGGACCGAUCAAUUCAAAUCCUCAGAGCCCGUACGGGUCGCUGCCAGAGACUCCCCCGCCGGCGUACAGUCCUCCAGAAGACGGGAACAACGUGGCAGGCCAGGAAAACAACCAGAUGGACACAAAUCAGAUGCACGGCGAGGUGGCCCCGGUCAGCUACCAGGAACCUCCGUACUGGGCCAGUAUAGCUUACUACGAGCUGAACUGCCGCGUUGGCGAAGUGUUCCACUGCAACUCGACGUCGAUCAUCGUGGACGGGUUCACCAACCCCUCGAACAACUCGGACCGCUUCUGUCUGGGCCAGCUGAGCAACGUCAACCGCAACAGUACAAUCGAAAACACACGUCGUCAUAUCGGAAAGGGAGUGCACCUGUAUUACGUCGGUGGCGAGGUCUACGCCGAGUGCCUGUCCGACUCGGCCAUCUUCGUGCAGAGCCGCAACUGCAACCACCACCACGGAUUCCACCCCAGCACCGUGUGCAAAAUCCCGCCCGGUUGCUCCCUCAAGAUCUUCAACAACCAGGAGUUUGCCCAACUCCUGUCCCAGUCCGUCAACCACGGCUUCGAGGCCGUCUACGAGCUGACCAAGAUGUGCACGAUACGAAUGAGCUUCGUCAAGGGUUGGGGCGCCGAAUACCACCGACAGGACGUCACGUCCACACCCUGCUGGAUCGAGAUUCACCUGCACGGCCCGCUCCAGUGGCUCGACAAGGUGCUCAUCCAGAUGGGCUCGCCCCACAACGCAAUCAGCUCGGUGUCGUAAGGACUUGACUUGACGAAGUGAAUGUGCGUUCGUACGUGCGUGUGAUGAAUGUGUUUUUAAAUACUUUUAGCAGCUACCGUUGAGCAAAACUGUAGCUUUUAUUAUUUUCUAAAGCAAUUGUUUUACUCUUCUCUAAAUUAAGGAAAAAAGCGCGUUCGCGUAAAAUGUAGUAAGGUAAGGAAGAAAUGACUAAGACGCUGCAAACGUUUGGACAAAUAAAUACAAAAUUUCCGGAGACUUGAACAAGUAUUCAAUUAGUGCAAUUUCUUUUUAAAACAAAACACACAGACGAAACACUAUUUGCCAUUAUAUAUUUUUGUCUUGUACUACUUUUAACCUUUACCAUUUCUUUCGAUAAAAUCAAAAUUAUUCAUAUAGUUUUAAACAAACAGAUGCGUUUCUUUCAAAAAGAACAAUUUUAUUAGAUAAGUUAUGUUUUCUGUUUUUAUUUUUAUCGCGUAGAUACUAUUUUACACUCUAGUAAAUAUUUU
Messenger RNA from Culex quinquefasciatus (southern house mosquito), 2826 nucleotides. RefSeq names its product protein mothers against dpp (gene Mad). Gene Ontology annotation, biological process: transforming growth factor beta receptor signaling pathway; anatomical structure morphogenesis; regulation of transcription by RNA polymerase II. Gene Ontology annotation, molecular function: I-SMAD binding; DNA-binding transcription factor activity, RNA polymerase II-specific; RNA polymerase II cis-regulatory region sequence-specific DNA binding. Gene Ontology annotation, cellular component: heteromeric SMAD protein complex. The record is from RefSeq and is a predicted model, not a curated record. NCBI's taxonomy places the organism in Eukaryota, Metazoa, Arthropoda, Insecta, Diptera, Culicidae. The transcript is spliced from 3 exons. Bases 893 to 2335 code for a protein of 480 amino acids.